Frankliniella occidentalis (western flower thrips) is the source of this 1775-nucleotide messenger RNA. Its product is annotated as zinc finger protein 235. Gene Ontology annotation, cellular component: nucleus. Gene Ontology annotation, biological process: regulation of transcription by RNA polymerase II. The transcript has 6 exons. The record is from RefSeq and is a predicted model, not a curated record. Bases 196 to 1278 code for a protein of 360 amino acids. Gene Ontology annotation, molecular function: RNA polymerase II transcription regulatory region sequence-specific DNA binding; DNA-binding transcription factor activity, RNA polymerase II-specific. NCBI's taxonomy places the organism in Eukaryota, Metazoa, Arthropoda, Insecta, Thysanoptera, Thripidae.
GGCAUAUCGGCGCCAAAACGAAAGUGCCCAAAAAGCAAAAAGCACAUUUCCGAAGUGCACUUCAUUUCAUUUGCAUAUGUGACUGUGACGUUUUCCCAAUAUUUCGUACAUUUCAACUAACUGACGUGUCGACGAAGCUAUCUGCACCAACUUAUCCACUUGCUGUCUUCAAGUCUGUAUGCCCUAUUCAACAUCAUGGGAUCCUUCGUACCUUUUAUAGGCCAUCUGAAAGAGAUUUGCAGAUUGUUCUCAGAAAAUAAAAGUAUUCUGAAUGUGCCUGAAAGUGAUGGCACAUUGAACAAUCGUUUAGGAACAGUCAGCAAAUGUUCAGUUUUGAAAGACAGUGAACAAAUUCAAAGCAAGAACACUACAGAACAAUUCAGAAAUAAAGUGAAACGGAAGGGUUUAAAGGCAUGCAAAAUUUGCCAUGUUUAUUUUAAGAAAGAUGACUUACUGAAACACCAAACUGAAGUUCACUUGGAAAUUGGAGAAAAAUGGAAGUGUAAGCUAUGUAAUAAACUCAACUUCUCUGAGUGGAAGCUUCUACUGCACAUAAACUAUUGUCACAUGAAUCCGGUAAUUAAAUACCCCAUAGUGUGCUGUGGGAAAGAGUUUAAAUCUUCUUCAACAUACAGAAGUCAUCGAAAGACUUUGCUCCAUCAGGGUCUAGAACUUUGUAGAUUUUGUUCCAAAGUUCUUAAGAAGGAUGAUUUAGAAAUGCACAAGUUUGAAGUUCACCGGUUCAUUGGCGAAAAAUGGAUAUGUGAGCAUUGUAAUAAACAUUUCCAUAGCACAACGACAUUCAAUGAGCACUCAAAUAAAUUCCAUAAGGAAAAUACAUUUCAAUGUAGCAUGUGUGCUUCAACCUUGUAUAGCAGUGAAAGUUUUGAAAAACAUCUUGAUGAUGCACACAGAAGCAGUAAAUCUGAGGAUUUUAUCUCUAAACCAGGAACAAUGAAAUGCUGUGGGAAGGUAUUGACCCAGGCAGGCUAUAAUCAGCACAUAAAGUCAUUGGAUCAUCAGGGCCUGGCAUUUUGCCAACUGUGCCAGAAAAGUUUUGUUAAAGAAGACUUAAAAAAACACAAGGCUGAAGUACACAAUAUCACAGGUGGGAAAGUGAAAUGUGAGGUUUGUAAUAAAUUCUUCACCACGAAGCAAACAUUAGCUGUCCAUAUAAAAUCAGUCCACCAAAAACAUGUAUAUUUGUGUAAAAUUUGUGGAAAAAAAUUAUCUUCAAACAGAAGCAGGGAGCGCCAUUACAAAAAUAAGCAUCAUUAAGCUUGAAGGUAACUGGAUAAUUUAAACAAUUCCUAAGGCCUUCAAUCUUACUUAAAAAAUUAUAUAACAUCAAAGGAUGUGGUUUCAUACAAUGCUGGGAUGUAAUCCACUCCUGUUCCCUGAGCCGCUUGUCUUUCAGUCCGACCUACAACAGAGCAUUUUGCAUACAAUGGCUCUCUAAAGUUAUUGUUUUCAUGCUGAUUCUUUUCUCUUCUGAAACUUAAGCACACAUCAUAUUUUUGUGUUCAAAUGCAAGCAGUACCUGAGUUUGUUAUUUGAGUUGGUCUUGAGGUAUUGGGAGCAAUCAUCUCUUGUCCUCGAUAUGUUGGUCCUGAGAUCAGUCUGUAACAAAAGAAGUCAUUGCCAACAUUAAUGAAUUGUUUCUUUUAAGGUGAUGCAAUGAUUUUAUAUUUUUGAAAGCAUUUGCAAGGUGUGUUCUGAGCCAAUGGAAAAACCCUGUGCAGAUAAAUAUAUUUAUUUUCUAAAUGUGAAUGAAA